AUGCCAGCCAAAAUUAUAAGUGGGAAAGAGGUCUCUACGCUGGUGAAGGAGCGCCUGAAGAAAGAGGUGGACGCCAUGAAGCUGACAGACCCCAAUUUCAAACCUGGUCUGACAGUUUUGCAGGUUGGCGACCGGGAAGAUUCAAAUCUUUACAUCAGUAUGAAAUUGAAGGCUGCUGAUGAGAUUGGAAUAAAGGCCACUCAUUUGAAACUCCCAAAGACUGCUACAGAAAGUGAGAUUCUCCAUGCUAUUACAGAAGUGAAUGAAAACUCUUCUAUACAUGGGCUGAUUGUGCAACUGCCACUGGACUCCAUUCAUAAAAUUGACACAGAAAAAGUCACUAAUGCCGUGGCACAGGAGAAAGAUGUGGACGGGCUGACCAGUGUAAACGCCGGGAAACUCGCCCGCGGGGAUCUGAGAGACUGCUUUAUUCCCUGCACACCAAACGGCUGCAUGGAGUUGAUCAAACAAACUGGCAUUUCCGUGGCGGGAAAGAAGGCUGUGGUGCUCGGACGCAGUAAAAUUGUGGGCGCACCGAUGCAUGAUCUGCUCCUGUGGAACCAUGCCACGGUCACCACCUGUCACUCAAAGACCGUUGAUCUAGAUUUGGAGGUGGGUCGGGCUGACAUCUUGGUUGUAGGCAUUGGUCAAGCCGAAAUGGUCAAAGGAGAAUGGAUCAAGAAAGGAGCAGUUGUUAUUGACUGUGGCAUUAAUCCAAUCCCAGAUGAAUCCCGGCCCAAUGGUAAACGAGUGGUGGGAGACGUCCACUACGCCUCUGCCAGAGAGCGGGCAGACUUCAUCACACCGGUGCCUGGGGGAGUGGGGCCCAUGACCGUGGCGAUGCUGAUGGCGAACACUGUUCAGAGUGCAAAGAGAUUUCUCGAAACCAAUCAACCUGGAAAAUGGAAUAUAACUUACAACGAACUGAAACUGGAGAAGCCUGUGCCAAGUGACAUAGUGAUUUCUCGCUCCUGUAUUCCCAAACCCAUCGACCAACUCGCAAAAGAAGUGGGUUUGCUGUCCGAUGAGGUGGAGCUCUACGGCAAGACUAAAGCUAAAGUUCAGCUGUCCAUCAUGAAGCGUCUGCAGGCCCAGCCAGACGGAAAAUAUGUAGUCGUCACUGGCAUCACACCUACUCCUCUCGGCGAGGGGAAGAGCACCACCACUAUUGGCCUCGUUCAAGCUCUCGGCGCUCACAUGAAGCUCAACGUAUUUGCAUGUGUUCGACAGCCAUCACAAGGACCCACGUUUGGGAUAAAAGGUGGUGCUGCAGGCGGGGGUUAUUCUCAAGUUAUUCCAAUGGAGGAGUUUAACCUCCACCUCACUGGAGACAUUCACGCCAUCACUGCUGCCAACAACCUGGUGGCUGCAGCUAUCGAUGCUCGCAUGUUUCAUGAAGCUACCCAGUCCGACAAAGCUCUUUACAACCGCCUCGUUCCCCUCAGUGGGGGAAAGAGAGUGUUUUCAGACAUCCAGCUUAAAAGACUAAAGAAACUUGGCAUUGACAAAACUGAGCCCACAAGUCUUACUGAGGAAGAGAUCACACGUUUUGCUCGCUUGGAUAUCGAUCCCAACACAGUGACCUGGCAGAGAGUGAUGGAUACAAAUGAUCGUUUCUUGAGGAAGAUCACGAUUGGACAGUCCUCAACAGAAAAGGGAUUUACCAGAGAGGCACAGUUUGACAUCACCGUGGCCAGUGAAAUCAUGGCAGUUCUCGCCUUGACCAGCAGCUUGGCGGAUAUGCGCACACGUCUGUCAAAAAUGGUUGUAGCCACCAGCAAAAGUGGAGAACCUGUAACGACUGAGGACCUGGGAGUCAGUGGUGCUUUAACAGUCCUCAUGAAAGACUCGAUAAAACCAAACCUUAUGCAGACGCUUGAGGGAACCCCAGUGUUUGUUCAUGCCGGCCCCUUUGCCAACAUUGCUCAUGGAAACUCCUCAAUCCUGGCUGACAAAAUCGCUUUGAAGCUUGUUGGUCCUGAAGGGUUCGUGGUCACAGAGGCCGGCUUUGGUGCAGACAUCGGGAUGGAAAAGUUCUUUAACAUCAAGUGUCGCUACUCCGGCUUGAGGCCUCAUGUAGUGGUCCUCGUUGCUACAGUCCGAGCUCUGAAGAUGCACGGAGGAGGUCCCACUGUGACUGCUGGAAUGCCUUUGCCUAAGGAGUAUGUGGAAGAGAACUUGGGACUUCUGGAGAAUGGCUGCAGCAACAUGAAGAAGCAGAUUGAAAAUGCCAUGCACUUUGGCGUGCCCGUGGUGGUGGCAGUGAAUGCUUUUAAGACUGACACUGAUGCUGAACUCGACUUGGUUUGCAACGUGGCCAAAACUGCUGGAGCCUUUGACGCAGUGUGCUGCCGGCACUGGGCAGAAGGUGGCGCUGGAGCUGUGGCCCUGGGACAGGCUGUUCAGAAAGCGUCAGAGGCUCCCAGUAACUUCAAAUUCCUCUACGACUUAAAGUUGUCCAUCACAGACAAGAUCCGAGUGAUCGCCCAAAAGAUCUACGGCGCAGAUGACAUCGAGCUCCUUCCUGAGGCUCAACACAAGGUGGAGGUCUACACAAAGCAGGGUUUUGGCGACCUCCCAAUUUGCAUGGCAAAGACGCAUCUGUCUCUGUCGCACGAGGCAGACAAGAAGGGCGUUCCCACCGGCUUCAUCGUCCCAAUCAGGGACAUCCGGGCCAGUGUGGGCGCGGGCUUUCUCUUCCCACUGGUUGGCACGAUGCCCACUAUUCCUGGCCUUCCCACAAGACCUUGCUUUUACGAUAUUGACCUGGAUCCUGAGACUGAACAAGUGAACGGCCUUUUCUAA
Messenger RNA from Knipowitschia caucasica, 2805 nucleotides. NCBI's taxonomy places the organism in Eukaryota, Metazoa, Chordata, Actinopteri, Gobiiformes, Gobiidae. The record is from the annotation of a GenBank genome assembly.